Paramacrobiotus metropolitanus is the source of this 5889-nucleotide messenger RNA. RefSeq lists its product as uncharacterized. The transcript has 7 exons. The coding region runs from base 2429 to 5659 and encodes 1076 amino acids. Gene Ontology annotation, cellular component: nucleus; cytoplasm; transcription export complex 2. NCBI's taxonomy places the organism in Eukaryota, Metazoa, Tardigrada, Eutardigrada, Parachela, Macrobiotidae. Gene Ontology annotation, biological process: mRNA export from nucleus. The record is from RefSeq and is a predicted model, not a curated record.
AAGUGAAUUUAUUCCUAAAUUCUUGGAUGUACUUUCUCUGUUUAUGGCAUCGUUUUAGAAGAAAUCAACGUGUAAUCUUGUUACUGAAAUGUGAACUUUAUCUGUCAGUAGACGCAGUUACCCACAAACCACAGUAAGGUUUAAAAAUGCUCACAGUUCUGUAGUGUUGUGAUCCCAGCGCAGCACAGGUCCCCAAAUGGAACGGUUUUAUGGUACUUUAACAAUUUCUUCCGCGGCACUCGAUAAUCGCGUCCACUAUGACGGCCAAAUAUGCAACUGCGUCGACUCUCCCAGCUGUGAAACCGAAGAGCGAUCCCAGUCUCAGCUUUCACUCUUUUCAAAAGCUCUGGACGAUCUAUCGGAAUUUGAUCCCUUCUGUUCCCGGAAACCAUCUUCAGGGAUGGUGGACUGUUUGGCAAAUGACAAUCCUCAGAUAUCUUCCAGUUCGUCUUGCGCAGAUCUCAUUGACUUGGAAGCGCAGAUUCAUGGCGAAUCGCACGCCGUACAAAUUGUUGAUUCACGAUCUGCUGCCAGUCCUUUCGAUCAGAUGUUUCGCGAGGUUGAGGAGCGAAUGCAUCGGCUGUUUGAGCGUUACGCUAAGCUGAAAUCUGAGCGAAGAACACGCCUUAGAGUAUUUCACGGUGGAUAUCCCCACGAAGUCUCCGUCUCUUCUAGUGAACAAUUGCUGCCGGAAUCACUAGGAAUAAGGGCUAAAGACCAAAGUGCGUGUCCACAAAAACCUUUGGUGAAUGACGAUGACUGCAGCAUUCCCAGUGAGUAUUCUGGCAGUUCGUAUGAUGCAUUUCCGAGCCCCAAAAGUCAUGAUCCAUGCAAAACAUUGACGGAAAGCCACGCCAGCGGUAUUGAGCAGGAAAACUGGACAUCACGAGAUGGGAAUAAUUUGCAGGAUUUGCUAAGGAGAACUUUACGAAUGGGUAAAGAAGCCGAUUCUCAGCGCGAUCGUCUUCUCAAGGAUGCUAAUCAGAUGGAAGAAAAUAUUUCUUCGACGCGCAUCACUUCGGCCCAUACACCACACAGUGAAACGGUAGGAGAUUUGUGUCAGUGUGAAAGAAUGUGUUCUUGUUCUGCGGCGGGAAGUCAGAACACGAAUGCAAUAAAAUCCAAGGAUAUCGCCACCUCGCCCAUUGCGCCGCUGUUGUUAAAUUUUCCCGGAGCACAGAACGAUGUUUCUGAUUGUGAGCGAGAUGCCAUUUCGGGGAACGAAGAAGGAGGAUUCGCUAAUCAGGAAUUGUCUCACGAUGUAAAUGUGCACGAUAGCGCCAAAAAGGACGACCGUAGUGUCUUUGGAGAAAGUGAUGGUUCUGACCUUGAUAAAGUAAUUUCGGCCGAAAAAUUUGAUGCUAGUCGAUCUCUAUACGCCGGACCGUUGAUGUUUCCCCCCUCACCAAUAUCCCUUCAAGUUUAUUGGAAUCGUAUUAUGCACAAAGCAGCCAAAGCGACAUGAAGGCUCAUUUAGUAUUUUUACAGACAGCCUUUCUCUCUCAUAAGCAGUUAUUUAUGCGUCGUUGUCAAGAAAGACAGAUGCAGAUUCGGCGAAGACAUCAAAAACGGGACGUUCUCUACGAUGGUGAAAAUGUCCAUCCGGAUUCUUUGUCAACUUUUAAAACUUCGAAGACGGAUACAAACCGCCAGCACGCAGUGCAAACGCGGAGUCUGCCUGUGCGAGGUGAUGAACCUAGAGCUGCACCUUCUGCGAAAUCGGAACAUGCGAAGCCCUUGUGGGCGCGUAGCAAUGUGAUUUCCCUCAAAACUGCGAGGGAAGAAACGGAGAGACGGUACAGAGCAAUCACUAAGCCCCAAAAGGAUCCCGAUGCUUGGAGAAGGGAGGUGCAGGGCCGCCGAAUUCAGCUUGCAGUCUACUCCAGGAAAAUCCGCAAUCGUAAUUUUUACUUGUAUGGACAGAAGGUAUUACAGUGCACGUGCCAGUUAUCUCGUCCACGGAACUUUGUUUAAACAGUUUUUUCUACGUUUCCGUAGUUUUUGUUGUGUUUUAGUGUGUUACUGGGAGUUAUUGCUGGAUGUUUUUGUAUGAUAAAUGAAUAAUUGCUCUUGCCGCUUUCUGAUCUUAUUGUAUAUAGUACUAUGCACUGUGUGAAAUAUUGCGUCAUAAUUGGACAAUAAUCUCGCCUGGUAGCAAUCGGACCGCAAAUCAACUUCGAUGAAAAUUUCUUGUGCUUCUAAUUCCACUUCAGUUUUUGGGCUUUGUACGGAGAAGUGUCACUAGUAGUAACUACUUUACUACAUAUCUACAUGUUGUAUAAAAUAAUGAAUCAAAUUUUGUGUCAUUUUGUAAGGUACCAUGGCAUAAAUUCCUGUCUUGCGAGAUGCACAACCGCCUGCAGGACACAGAUUUCAGCACAACUUGUACUGGGAACACUUGCCAACUCGAAAUCGUCCAAAUCCGAAAAUGGCAGGCCCUCCUGCCAUCGGUGCAUUGCACCGCGAAUGGAUGGACAAGACGAAGAAACUGCAUGCGAGUGCCGAUGAGAAGUACGACUUGCUUAACGUCCGUGACAAGAUCAUUCGGCUCGUAUCCAAAUCUCAAGGCAGUUCCUACGACGAGGAACUCGACAGUGCUCCCCUUCUCAAGGGAACCUGCAUUGAAAUGUGUCCCGAGAAAGAACGUUACGAACGCAUCAAGCAGGAGCGCGUUGGCCUUUUUGAACAAGAAAAAUACAUGGUGAAGGAUUUUUCUCGUCAAGCUGCUGAUCAAGAAAUGCCCUUGCCCAGUGAACUGCGCACACAAGAAGCGCUGCAGACCACGAUGAAUUACCUGUUGCGCGAGAUUAUCGCCAAUCCCAUGGAUAUUCCCGAGGGUUCUUUAUGUGCUGCGGGAUGGUACGAUUUUAUUUGGCGUCGCAUCCGCGCCAUCCGCAAAGAGAUCACGCAGCAGCGCCUGUCGGGAGUGGAAAUUGCGAGGAUACUGGAGCAAAUGUGCCGUUUCCAUAUCGUCUCUUUCCACAUGUUUUGCGAGGUGGAUCGUAAUCAGUUCGACAGUAAACUGAAUCUGGAGAAUCUUAAUGACUGUCUGGCGGGUCUGGAGCGCGUGUACCAUCAAAUGGAACGAGCAGGCGAAGCGUCGCCCCAUCUGGCGGAAUUCCGCGCGUACGAAAUGUUUUUACGAAUCUGGACGGAUCGCAUCGAUCUGGUGAAGAUCACUCUGGAUGCUGCCAAGUUUGACAAAAGCCGGGAAGUCGUCUUCGUUAAGAAAGUCAUCAGCUCGGUGAAUAACAAAUCUUAUACGGAUUAUAUUGCCCUGAUGCGGCAGGCGGACUACUGUUUGGCCUGUUUGAUGCAUCUGUAUUUACCGGUGAUGCAAGCCAGUGCACUGCGCGCACUGUACCGUUCCUGUGGCGGCGGGAGGUCGCGCGAUCCGAAAUCGGCCAUCGGGUUGAAAAAACUGCAGCUGAUGUUGGGCAUUGAGACGGACAUAGAAAUGCUGCGCUUCUGUACGCAUAACAAACUGGAAAUCGACCGGGAGAACGGUGUCGUGUCAUUUCCCACUGGUUUUCAUCCAGCUGAUCCCAAACUGUACAAACGCACCCUAUCCCGACACAUCCACGCGCGAGCACCAGGAAACAUGGCCGAGGCUGUAGCCAAGCAGAAACUGGAAGAAAUUCCCGCACCGCAGAUUGUCGAGAUCUGUUCUUUUGAUGACAAUGGAUUGUACAUUGGAAUCGAUCCGUUCGAAGUGAUCCCCGGGAAAGAGGAGGAAAAUGUUAAGCAGACCCCUGCUGCCAGAUCUCCGACUACUAAGAACCACGUGGAUUUUGGCUUUGACUCACUAUCCUCCGGAGCUAAACCUUUAUCAGUCAGCCCUAUGCGUUUUGAUGUCCCAUACGCACAACCUUCGAAUGCUUUCCAGUUUUCUGCAAACUUGCUUCCUAGUUCCCCGGGGAUACGGUUGCCCAGUACGUCGUUACCUACUAUUAACUCUUCACUUUCUGGAUUUACUCGUGGAAAGCGCGUUUAUUCUGAUUCUGAUGGACUGGAUGAAGAUGUAGUGGAAAUUCCGCAGUCUCCGAAUGCAAAACGGGUACACGUAAAUGACCCUGUCACCGUAACCCCGGCCCGGCGGCCAUCCUUGGAAAUUUCCAGGCCGCUGCAGCGCACUCCAUCCAGAAAAGUGGAGAGUCCCAUUCCUCUUGAAGACGCCAUCAAAAAGCCCAUAGAGGUGGUGGAGUUACGAAGAUAUCCUAAUCCCACGCAUCCCGUGUUACUGCAUGCACGAAGUAUAUGCCAAGCUCAAGCUGCAAUGAAAAAUGUUUUUGUUUCCUGGAUUGAUCAUAUCCGAAAAAUUCGAUCUCCAACACGACACUUUGCCGACCUUGUUCCCACUGAUGAUCAGGUGGAAUUUGCGGAUCGACUACGCUAUCACGAAGAGCGUCAACUGCUAUGGUCGCCAUUUCCUUUGCGGAAUAUCUUUUGUUUGCCGCAUAAUUCUGAUUUGGUUGUUUGUACUGUGAUGAUCAUGGUCGUGUCCAUUGACUCUGAACAUGAACCAAUGUCUCGAUGGCUCCAUGUGAAAUUCGGUCAAGUCACUGGUGAUAAUGCCGAUCCAGUGCAUGAACUCACAUGCGAAAGUGAAGGUCGCUCGUUGCGGUUAAUUUUUAUGGAGGCUAUCGGUAACAGUACAGUGGAAAAUAUUGAACGGUACGCCAAGGAGUUGAAUGGUGUCAUGCUUUUUUGCCGCUCACGUUCUGAUCUCGAGUAUGGAAAAGAACGAAUGGACGAACUGAAAAUACUUCGUGCUAAUCGUCCCACUCUACCGGUCGUAGUAUUCUGCUGUGAUGCGACAGUAACGCGCAGCGAUAUUGCAGAUUUGACAACAAACGAGGAUUUAUUGCUAGAUUUCUUUGUUCCCCAAGCUAAUGCAUCCUUAGUGUUGGCGUGUGCUGUUUGGGAAUCGUUUUUAUGGGUCAUCCAACAUCGUGCGCGAAAUCCCCAUCCUGUGAUAACUACACUAAGCAGUGUCCUAAGUGAAAUGUUUGGGCAAUUUGUGACAAUUUAUCGCACCGUAAAACGAGAAAUUCAAGAUGAUUUGUCAUUGGGCGAUACUGUGUGGAUUUGGAACCGAGUGGUGGAAGUGUGCCUGGCAAAUGUGGAGUUGAACAUGUCGAAGGAAAAUUGUGGCGAACCUCUACUUCAAAUGAUUGAUGCAUCUACAGUGCUGUCUUUCUUGAAGUUGGAGCAUGAAUCAUCAUGGACACGUUCACCGUUUAAUUCGAAAGUAGUUCCUUUCGCUGGAUUAUUUGAAAUUGAAAAUGAAAAGGAAAGAAACCGGGAUGUUUUUGCUGCAGCUUCCGAGAAGGUGGCAGCAGUUAUGCCAGCAUCAACAGGUUCCGAUCCUGUAAUUUUAAGGUACAGCGACGAAUUACCUGAUUUUGAAUUGCUUUUGCUGGAGUUGUUGGAGAAAUUCGAGGAAUAUGCGCCUGAUACUGAUGCCACAGAAGUUGCAUUCUCCCAGGAAAAUACUCCAGACUCUCAACACGGAAUGUCCAACACCGGUGCGAUGAAUGCCGACCGAAGACCUGUAUUAUCUGACAAUGAACUGGAAGCAUUUCAGCAGAAGAAACUGGAGGUAUCCAGGUGGUUAACGGAAGUUACAAAUCUAUUGGACAACGUCGACAUAACAUGAUUGAUCGAUCUUUCAUUGCGAAUUUUCUUUUUUUACUUUACAUUUUGGUGACCCCACGGAGCGAUUUGACGAUACUAACAGUGUACAUACGUUUUGUGGUUACCACUUGUUUGGUUUUUUACACGAUCCCGCCACGCUGCCUCGCUGGUUUAUGUAUGAUUCUUUUCUUAACUUGUUAUAAUAUACAUCUAUGUUUUUGUAGCUAAUUUUUGUGCAUUCACAUAAUAAUU